Molecule: messenger RNA, 3770 nt
Organism: Vitrella brassicaformis
Lineage: Eukaryota; Vitrellaceae
Source: the annotation of a GenBank genome assembly
UACCCCCCCUCUUGUUGGCCCGCUGGCCCUUCGUGUUUUUCUUGAGUGGUUGUGCUGCACACACACACACACACACACGCACACACACACACACAAAACAUCGGUGUAGAAAGAAGCGAUGAUGCCUCGGCUUACCCUCCUUGAAAGCCGAGAAAGGCACCUGACUGUGUACAUGUUUUCCGAGUUUCAACCUGAAUCGACAGCAAUGACACACGGCGAUGGUGUGAUUUGCAUUGCUCCCCUAGACUGGGUGUCGAUUGCAUGCCCUUUUCUUCAAAGUCCCGAUCGUUGCCUCAGGCUGAGCUGCCUGCUCCCUCUAGGGCCAACAGCAGAAGAGACACAAGAGUACUAAGCGACUGAGUGAGCGGGGAUAAUGAAUGGUUUGUUGACGUCGCUGCUCACCUUGUCUGCCACGAUCGUGUCAAUCUUGGGUGGCGGCUUUCCUGUGAACCAUGGAUGAUUCAGGGCUGUGUCGGCUGCGUUUGCGCACAACAGGACAAGACAAGACAAAACAAGAUGGAAUCUGAUGCCGUCGGUAUCUGACCCAUUGGCCUUUUGCUUGGAUCAUGGGAUCGAAGUAUGGCCCCUGAAAGCGAGAACUGACUGACGACUCGUCCAACCUUUUUCAGUAUUCUUCGCCUCUCCGAAUAUAGCAGCUCAUUGCCGAUGUCAAAGGGAAACUCCCCAUAGAUGAUGGUGAAUCUGCGAAAGGAAGAAGGUGCGAAAAUGGAACCAAACGAGGAGUUCUUAUACGACCUCAUUCCUCACAGGAUCACACCGACGGCAAACAUGUCAGACGCCUUGCUGUACUCGUGAGCAUAGCACUCGGGGGCCUGCAGCAUAAAGUGCGUUUGCGUCGUGAACGUAUCUCUUUGCCAGUCUGUUUGAUUGUGCCUUUGCCUCUUCUAUGUGCCAUGUAAUACGAGGUGCCGGGACAAAUAAUCCCAUUCAUGUCGGGCUUGUAGGUUGUCGGGCUUGAAAUCUCUGUGCACCAGCUGCACACAGAAUGCACACAGGUGGAGAACGUCCCCAGGCCUAUGUGGACGUGUACAUACGCAGAGAGAGAGAGAGAGAGAGACAUGUACAUGUGUUUGUCCCUUAUUUACCGAGCAUAUCUGCGGCGGCCGUGCGAGGUUGCAGGUUCCCAGGCUGAACGUGCACAGGGAGUAUGCUCGUAUGCAGCUGUUUCUGUUGCUGCUGCCCCGCAGCCGCAAACCAUAGAUGCUUCAGUGCAUCCUCCGCUGCAUGUGUGGUGAGUGAUAUGUAGAUCGGCACAGACGUACUCACCGAAUGGGCGGAGACGGGGAUCCAAAGCCAACAGGCGGCUGGCGAGAUCUAUGGCGUCGGUCCACCCGUCGCGAGCGGCGAACUCGGCCCCCUGACAGAAGAGUUGUCUGUCUGAUCAGAUCGACUCUUCCAGAGAACAGACCCGCAUUCUAUGUACCUGGAAGAUCUCUGGAGGUCGAUGCCCUUGCACUUCUCCAUCUUGCACUUCUCCAUGACGACGUAGAAGUCCUUCUCGUGCUCCAGCAGGUCCAGCAAGCCGAUGACGCCGCUGUGGGGCUUCUGGGCGAUGAUAGUAUGGACGUCCUUCAGCAUGGCACUGAGAAGAAACGAACAAGACAGGCACAGUCUCACUAUCUCACCCCCUCUCUGUGUCGAGUCACUCACCACCUGUGUGUCCAACGAGUGAGUCAAGGUUUCUGGGUUUGUGCACCUGAACAAAAGGAGAGACAUGGGGCUUCUCGGUGACGUUCUCGGUGAGGAGUCCCCUGCCGACGUUGACCGUAGUUGUGGAGCCCUCGCUGCACACCCACAGGAUAUUCUCUUUGCAUAUGCGAGUGUAUUCUCUCUCUCACCCCCGUACAGACCUGUCACAUGCACAACGAUUAACUCUCUUUCCUGCAGCUCGAUACUCCCACGUACCCCGGAAAGCUCGUACAGGGGUUCAACCAUCUCGUCGUCACUGAAGGGCAGACAGAUAGAGGCCACACACACGCUUUGGUGGGGACGUUGGGAUGUCCCUUUUGCGCACCUGGAAAGGAGAGGGAAAUAUACAAGCGCCGCGGCUUCUAGUCUCGUUGCCUACCUUCAAACACACUGCCUCCCCUGUACAAGCGCCCUUCUUCUUCUUGCUGUCAGGGCUUGAUGGCUGGAGAGAGACAGACAGACAGACAGACACAUCGACAGGCAGCGACUUGAACUUUUUGGUGGUGAUGCAGAGUGACCUGCGGGCCGCAGAAUUUGUUGAGCUUGUCUUGCAUGAGGUGGGGCCACUUCUUCCCGUAUGCUAAGCAGGACAAACAUGACAUUCUCGAUGAAGACGUUUAUGUCGUGUCUGUCCUCUUACGCAGGUUGAGUGGCUUCCCUGAUUAGCCCACUUCGUUCUUUCCCCUUGAGACUCCGAUUGGAGCCACCCCCGCAGCAGCGUGGUCUUGCCCUUGGCCUGCUGCUGCUGGAGGCGGCUCUGGCCGAUGGCCUCGAGCACCUCUCCAAUGGAGGAGCACCAGGCCCUCUUGCCUAGCGACAAAGAAAUAGGAAGGGGCGGUGCAUUCUCAUGUCUUGCUUCGCAUCAGUAUCCCACCUUUCUUCUUCUUGCCGCCCUGCGCCUCGCCUGAACACAUACAUCAUGGCAGACGCCCACAAAUACUUUCAUGCACACCCCAGCCAUGAAACGAAGACGAAGUGUACAUCAGCUGACCGGUCUGUGAGACAAAGAAUGAAUGUAUACAGGACCAUGAUGGCGCGUGAAUGCUGCCUUUUCAUACCCUGCUGGGGUGGGUCAGCCGGUCCUGGCCCACCCUCUGCAAACACGCAUACGCACACACACUCAUACGCACAAUGGAGACCGUCUUUCUGUCGUUUUCUUCCUCCCUACUCACCGUCGUCGCACUCCUCGCCCUCGCCUGAGCGGAACGAAACAAAUCAAUCACAGCACGACACAAUCACGUGCAGUGACAGACAAUCAAGGCGCCUACCUCGAGGUCGGCCGCACAUCUGGCACUCGGUGCCAUGCGGCGGCGUAUAGAAGUCGCCAACGCGACACUUCCAGAAGCCGGGCAAGUUGAGCUACAUCAAUGAAUGGCUGCUUAUCGACGAAGGCCUCAAAUCAUUUUUUCAUUGAUAGUGUCAGGUGAGAUUCAUUUUUUCUCUUCCUGAAGCAAAGAGAAGUGGGAAAGGAAACGGAGAAGUCCUGUGAAUCACCGGUGGAUAAGCGGUGAAGCGCUUACCUUCUUCUCGGGGCAGAAUUUCGCCACGAGGCGUUCAAUCAAUGAAGUCGUUGUCUCCGAGGGCUCUGAAGGCAAAGCGGGUGCAGACAAGCAAAGCCAACCAUGCACGGUCGCUUACGGAGGCUUCCUUCUUUUCCCUGGCUGUCCCACAUCCGGGCCUGGCCCGCCAGUUGCGUCUUGAGCCGGUCCGAGUUCACCUUUUCUCCCUUCUGUUUCUUGAUGUUCUCCCCGAAUGCUUCCAAGAACUCCUCAGGCCGUGGCAGCCGGCCGCCCGGUGCCCUGUGCGUGCAUCAAUGGAAUGGAACAUGACGUCGGCUUUGUAUCGCUUACCCCCCCUCUUGUUGGCCCGCUGGCCCUUCGUGUUCUUCUUUAGUGGUUUUUAGUGGUUGUACUGCACAGAAACAAAACCACACACACACACACGCACAAACAUCGGUGCAGAAAGAAGCGAUGAGGCCCCGGCUUACCUUCCUUGAACUCUGAGAAGGGCACCUGACUGUCUGCUCUCCGCAGGCCUCCUCUUUCUUUUUGCACCGCCAU